Molecule: messenger RNA, 1440 nt
Organism: Hyla sarda
Lineage: Eukaryota; Metazoa; Chordata; Amphibia; Anura; Hylidae
Gene: BTG4
Product: BTG anti-proliferation factor 4
Exons: 5
Coding region: 567-1283 (238 amino acids)
Biological process (GO): negative regulation of cell population proliferation; negative regulation of mitotic cell cycle
Cellular component (GO): nucleus; cytoplasm
Source: RefSeq, a predicted model, not a curated record
UAACUUUUUUAUUUUUUGUCCACCACCAUUGUGUGAGGGCUUUUCUUUUGCGGCACGAGCUGUACUUUAUAUGGUACAAUUUUUGCAAUACAUGCUACGUUUCGAUCUUUUUUUUAUUCCAGAUUUUGGAUAAAAAUUUGCGAUUCUUGCAGCGUUCACCAUACCGGAUAAAUAACAUUAUUCACUUUUUGAACGUGGCAAUGCCUAGAAUGUAUAGGUUUUGGGUUUUUUCUUGGUGAUAAUAUAGGACUUUAUUGGGAAAAAGUAAUUUUUUUUUUCACUUUAUUUAUUGAUAAACUUUUUAUUUUUAAACUUUUCCGUUAUACUGUACUAUGCUUUCAGUAUUGGUGCGUUCACACUGAGGAUUUCCAGAGGAAUCACCGGCCAAGGCGGGACAUCGCUAAGGCCGGUGAUAGGCUGAAGCUCCGUGUGGCGUGCCGGGCUAACAGGAAGUAAGAAGAAUACAGCCUGGGGACCGAACACCUGUAUCGGAGUAUACCGGAGCUCCGGGGGCUCGUUGGCAGCUCUUCCAUUCCUCCUGUGUCAGAAAACCAAAGUAAAUAAUAAUGAAGGAAGAAAUUGCAGCCACAGUUGUCUUUAUCACUAUGCUAGUGAAGAAGCACAGGAAGCUGAGUAAGCUGAAAAUAGAAAGGUUUGCUGCUAAAUUGACAACCAUACUAUUUGCAAGGUAUAAAACACAUUGGUAUGCAGAAAAUCCAUCAAAAGGACAAGCUUUUAGAUGUAUAAGAAUUAAUAAGUGUCAGUCAGUUGACUCUGUCUUGGAGCAGGCCUGUGCAGAAAGUGAUAUAGAAUUUGAGGACCUUGGACUGCCAAAGGAAAUGACCAUAUGGGUGGACCCAUUUGAAGUGUGCUGCAGAUAUGGUGAGAAAAAUAGCCCAUUCACAAUUGCAAGCUUUAUGGGUAAGGACAACUGUAAUGUGUCUAAAAGAAUAAGCACAGCUGUAGAGAAGGCCACUUCUGACUAUCACUCUGGGACAUCAUCAGAUGAAGACACUAAUUCUAUAAAGGAACCAAAGACCAUCCCUACUGUGAGCAAUCCCAACAGUAUCUACCAGGUACAUAUGAAGUGUACAGAUUACAGCCAACCUACACAAACCUGGUCCCAAUUUCCUCGGCGAAAGAACUACCCAAAUGAUGGGUAUCAACAGCAACAGCCUGUGGGCUACUAUCCUCAGCGCACAGCUUACAAACCUUACAGACCAGCUGCUACAUUUUCAGGUCCUCGCAUUGACCGCUAUCACUGGGUAAACAUAAGACGGUGACUAAGUUAUUUUAGAAAAAAUCCUCUGCACAUUUUUUUUAUACAAUGUUUUUAUGAAAAAUAACUAUUUAUAUUUUACAUGUGUGUCUUGUGAUGUUACUAUACGCUGACAUAUUUGUUUUUAAAAAAAUGAAUAAAUUAAGCAAUUUUUAAAUGUG